AUGCAAUAAAGAUCUUUUGGAUAUCUUAACAUUGACAAUUCUAACAAAAAAGGAAUUUUUUUAAAUCCAAUUUAGGAGCACAAUAAAAGUACCAAUAAAUUCAAAAGAUUAUUGACUCAUGAUUACUCUCAUUUUCAGCAUAGCCACUUGAGGCAGCUUGAUAAAUCAGGUCCAGAUGGAUUUCAACCUCAAACUUUAUAAGAAAGGGUCAAUUAGGCAAAAUUAAGAUUUAUUGAAACUACUCCUAAUAAUAUAAUCAGAAGAUAAGAAAUUUAAGUAUUAUUUUAAUUGAUUCACUUUAGACUGUACCAUUUUAUGUCAAGCAGAGGGAUGAUUAACUCAAAAAAGUUAAGUCAUUUAAAUCGUCUUUCAGGCAAUAAACUCAUAAAGAAGACGAUGUUAAUCAGAAAGUUUAUAUGUACUUAGUGCAAGCAUUUUUUGUUAUUCUGCUAGUCCUAAUUGCUACUGAACUUGUUUUGAGAAAGUAUUUAUAUUGA
Messenger RNA from Paramecium octaurelia, 497 nucleotides. NCBI's taxonomy places the organism in Eukaryota, Ciliophora, Oligohymenophorea, Peniculida, Parameciidae. The record is from the annotation of a GenBank genome assembly.